GAUACAACUUAUCCCUGAAUGUCUUAAUGCUUUGAAGUACCAAACUUUUUGGGAAAAUACAAAAGAACCUACACUUUUCGAUUUUUUGAACUUUCGAUUGUCUACUGGUGUGUUAGAUGAUAAGAGAACAGAAUAUAGUCAAUAUAAGAAUAAGUUAACUACAAUAAACAAGUUUUACGCUGAAGCCUCAGAUUGCAAAAGUCUGAGUGCACCGACUACCCUGCAACCUGUCAUGCUUGUAGUGGGAAAGUCUGUCAUGUCUGUCGUGGGAAAGUCCGUCGUGCCUGUUAAUAAGCAAUGCUUAACGAACUACUUUGGAACCUGUUAUGCUCGCAAAGAGUUCAAUGAUAAAAGAUCUAAGGUUAUUAAUAAUUUUUGGGAUUGCCAAGAUGUAAAUGCUAAAGCAGAAAUGGUGGCUCAACAUGCAACUAUAGCUAAGGUAACAACAGAGCAAGUUCAGCAGUAUGCUAUAUCAACUACAACAGGCAUUGCAAAAAGAUUUUUGGAUAAUAAUAAAGAAACGACAAAUCGUGUUAAAGCUCAUAAAACUAACUCUGAAAAAAUAGACCAUGCUGAUGAAACCAAUCAUGAUGGAUUCCGAACCCCUCCACACCAAAUUGUUAGCAACACAUGUUUCUCAUCAUCCUUUCAAUCCAUAAUGAUCACAUCUAACGAAAAUAUUCUUAGAGUUUUAGCUGAAAGUUUGGCAACUAUUAAUGAUUCCAAGUUUCUAGAAUUUAAAGAACAUGAAAAAAAUAAUAAAUAUUUUUGUGCAUAUGAUGAUGUCAUGGACAUUCGUGGGGAUAGUGAUUUUGCCAAUGUCGAAUCAUUUAAUAAACCAAUUCCUGAUAUUAGCGCUUCAAAUACAAGUGAGCGCCACUAUUGGUCAGAAUUUGGCCAUCGGUUUUUUUCAAAGAUGUUGCAAGAUUUUGUAGAAUUAGACUGGAGAAGAGGAGGAAUUGGAGCACUUCAAUUUGAAACUCACCCGGAAGCUUCAAAUGUAAAAUUUGAAAUGUCAAUUGUCAUGGAGUUUAAAAUUUUAAGGAAAAAUAAAAAUAAAGCAGAAGAUUUGCUAGCAUGGUUGUGGGAAACGGAAGAGUAA
Molecule: messenger RNA, 1102 nt
Organism: Dentiscutata erythropus
Lineage: Eukaryota; Fungi; Glomeromycota; Glomeromycetes; Diversisporales; Gigasporaceae
Source: the annotation of a GenBank genome assembly